AUGCCUCGGCACUGGCUUUGUGGCGGCACGGUCCGCGCUCCGCCAUGGCGUAGCCAGGACCCUAACCCUAGCUCGAUCGCACUUGGCACUUCCCAACAACUUCCCAAUGCCAUGUCCUCCCCACUCCUCGCCGAUUUCCCAGAGCUAGCGCAUCUAUCACGCGACGACCUCCAAGAACUCCUUUACGACCCGGUAUAUUUCCAGGCCGUAUUCCACACAUUAAACCACGUCAAGUCCCUGUACCAGGCUCAGGCCGAAUUGGGUUCCGCAAACGAGACUAUCGCUAUAGAGAACAACCUUGCUCUGGAGGAAUCUCUGUACCAUCUCAGAAGCGAGACCCAAGACGCGUUUAACGAGGCACGCGACCUCGAAGCGCGGUGGAAGGAAAUAGAGAAGGAGCAGAAGGAAGUAUACCAGCGGUUUACGCCCCAAUUCCUUCUCAUGCGUUUAAGACAUGCGACCACCGCCCAAGACGAUAUUUCAGAGGCUCGUGCAGCGGAUUUCGUGCAGGCUUCAUCUGCAGAGCCUGUGCCCAUCAGCACCAAUGGCAGGGACAUUGACGAUUUUGUUCGAGAGUUCAAAGAGCUGAGAAAGGUAUACCACAAGCGAGUGAUGUGGGGCGAACGAUGGGCAGCUGGGCAGGUCGCCUGGAGAGAUGAUUGA
Messenger RNA from Fibroporia radiculosa, 663 nucleotides. RefSeq lists its product as uncharacterized. Lineage: Eukaryota; Fungi; Basidiomycota; Agaricomycetes; Polyporales; Fibroporiaceae. The record is from RefSeq and is a predicted model, not a curated record. The coding region runs from base 1 to 663 and encodes 220 amino acids. The transcript has 4 exons. Gene Ontology annotation, cellular component: ESCRT I complex. Gene Ontology annotation, biological process: protein targeting to vacuole; ubiquitin-dependent protein catabolic process via the multivesicular body sorting pathway; protein targeting to membrane.